Molecule: messenger RNA, 2446 nt
Organism: Cimex lectularius (bed bug)
Lineage: Eukaryota; Metazoa; Arthropoda; Insecta; Hemiptera; Cimicidae
Gene: Not3
Product: CCR4-NOT transcription complex subunit 3
Exons: 9
Coding region: 428-2359 (643 amino acids)
Biological process (GO): regulation of DNA-templated transcription; nuclear-transcribed mRNA poly(A) tail shortening
Cellular component (GO): CCR4-NOT core complex; P-body; nucleus
Source: RefSeq, a predicted model, not a curated record
UUAUGUUCAUGUCUUUUAAAAAGUCCUGUUUUUAAGUAAAAAUCUUUGAACUGGCAAAUAUCAGGGGGAUUUUUUUAAUUUUAAAGGAUAAAUGAUUGAUUUUUUUAAAAUUUUGAUAUUUGGUAAGGGUAAAAUUGUAACGAUGGAAAAUCGAAAGUGAGCGGGUAAUGUUUUGCGGACUUGGGUGGAAUUAAAGCGAGACUCGGCCCCCCAUUUUUUUGAUCGAAUAGGUUUAUUGGGUGCCAUCUUGUUGUUAAUACUGUUAAUAGACAAAGCUUGAUCCAAACUCGCUGCGGAAGAAUUAAGAAAAUUCAAGCUCUUCCGGGAAGAAGACGGAUCCGACGAGAAGUCGCCAAUUGGAUUUUGCCCCCAUUCGCUUAUUUAGAUAUAAUAUGCCUGCAAUAUUCUACCACAAAUUUUCUUAGCUAUGGCUGCUACGAGAAAGUUGCAAGGUGAAAUUGAGAGGUGUCUCAAAAAGGUAACGGAAGGGGUGGAGACUUUCGAAGACAUCUGGCAGAAGGUGCACAAUGCUGCGAACAGCAACCAGAAGGAGAAAUACGAGGCCGAUCUCAAGAAGGAGAUCAAAAAGCUUCAGAGGCUUCGAGAUCAGAUUAAGAGCUGGAUCGCCUCCGGUGAGAUUAAAGACAAGAGCACACUCUUAGACUACAGGAAACUUAUAGAAACACAAAUGGAAAGGUUCAAAAUAGUUGAGCGAGAAACGAAAACCAAAGCUUAUUCGAAAGAAGGGCUGGGAGCCGCUCAAAAAAUGGACCCAGCGCAAAAGGAGCGAGAGGAAAUCAGUACUUGGUUAAUAUCAUCCAUAGACGCUUUAAAUUUACAGCUUGACCAGUUCGAGUCUGAAAUUGAAUCCCUUCUUGCUGGUAAAAAGAAAAGGCUAGACAAAGAUAAGCAAGACAGGAUGGACGAGUUAAAAGGGAUGGUUGAGAAACAUCGGUAUCACAUUAGAAAGCUAGAAACUCUCUUACGAAUGCUCGAUAACAUGUCAGUAGAAGUCGGACAGAUAAGGAGAAUUAAAGAUGAUGUAGAAUAUUAUAUAGAGUCAUCACAAGAACCAGACUUCGAAGGCAAUGAAUAUAUAUAUGAUGAUAUAAUUGGCCUUGAUGAGAUAGAGCUGUCAGGGGUCGGGCCAGCCCCGUCAGUGACAACAGACAGCAACGGCACACCGACGAGUAUUACUUCAUCACCGCCUCCAUCACCUCCACUCUCGACGACACAACAAUCAGUUACUAACAACCAUUCCAGUGAUAGCUCUAACGAGGAAAAACGGAGGAAUGAUCAAAUCCCUCAGAAAGUUGUCGUAAAACCUCUUCCGGUAAGGGCUAGCAACAGUUCGACUUCUGUUCUCAACUGCAGCAAUAGCAGUAGCGGUAAAAAUGCUACAGUGGCUGCCAACAACAAAUCGGCUUCCUUCUCAACACCUAACAACUGCUCGCCCUCAUCGGGGAACCAGCUGCCGCCAAUUCCACCUACGACACAUGCCAGCAACUUUGCCGCCGUUGCAGCUCAACACAACAAACACACAGGGCAUUUAGCAGAGAACGGAGUCACAAACAGCAGUCUGACGCUUUCGGAUCAGCCGAUGUCAUCCACACCGAUCCCGAUGAUGAACAACUCGACAGCGGAGUCCUCAUCAUCACCGCCCUCAUCUGUGAGUAGCGCACCAUCUCCAGCACCAGUCACACCUCCCACGCCACCACCUGCGCCGAGCAUACCGCCAGCAGACACGACACUCUCUACACUAAAGUCCAUUGCCCAACAGGUUAUUGAAAGGGCAGGGCUCGAAAUGACUUCCACAGAUCCUUCACGAACAGGGAACUUUGACAAUAAAUCAAGCAGUACGGGGGAGGCCCAUAUCCCUCCGUUGCUUGGUGUUGCACCUCUUGGUCCUGUACCGCUCCAAAAAGAACAUCAGUGUCAGUUCCAGAUGAUGGAGGCAGCUUACUAUCACAUGCCCCAUCCUGCGGAUAGUGAACGCGUGCGACAGUAUCUACCUCGGCAACCUUGUCCAACACCCGUCUACUACCAUCAGGCCCCCCUGGCACAUUCUGAUACACUGGAGUUUUUCCAAAGAUUAUCAACCGAAACCCUAUUUUUCAUAUUUUACUACAUGGAAGGUAGUAAAGCACAGUACCUGGCAGCGAAAGCGCUCAAAAAGCAGUCUUGGAGGUUUCACACGAAAUACAUGAUGUGGUUCCAACGACACGAAGAGCCCAAGCUCAUUAAUGAAGAGUAUGAACAGGGCACAUAUAUUUAUUUCGAUUAUGAAAAGUGGGGACAAAGGAAAAAGGAGGGUUUCACCUUUGAAUACAAGUACUUAGAGGACCGAGACCUCAACUGAUCUGUCGUGCCACACACACGUCCCAAGUGAUAUAUAUUGUAUAGUUUUUUUUUUAAAUAAUAAUAAUAAUAAUAAUAUAAAGGUCAA